This is a messenger RNA of Haliotis rubra (blacklip abalone), 6127 nucleotides long. RefSeq names its product remodeling and spacing factor 1-like. Gene Ontology annotation, biological process: regulation of DNA-templated transcription. The record is from RefSeq and is a predicted model, not a curated record. Gene Ontology annotation, cellular component: RSF complex. NCBI's taxonomy places the organism in Eukaryota, Metazoa, Mollusca, Gastropoda, Lepetellida, Haliotidae.
AUGGCGACCGCUGUAGAUAGCGUUUGCCACAAUGACCCCAACUUUGCUGUGAUUUGCUCGUUUCUGGACAAGCAUAGCGAAGCUUUGGGGUUGCCAGAAAUUUCUUUUACAGAUCUUCAAAAUUUUAUCGAAGACAACAAAACUGUUGAUAAGGUAUUAACUGAUCUACAUAUAUUCCUGCUGAGGAGAAUUGGCAAGACAAGUGUGACUGCUGAGAGAUUAGAAAGGCAACUUGUCAAGUUUUGUCACAACUUCUCUGAUGUGGACGCAUGGGAAAUUGAGAGAAUCGGUUACCGAUUGGCCAAAGUUUCUACAAAACUAAGGAUUUUAAAGAAUCUGCUUGAGGGCCAGUUCGAUUAUAAUACGAAAUUCAAAGAAAAGGUCAAUGAGCGGAAAGCUGAGGAAAUGCGUUUCCAGCCAGUGGGGCGGGACAAGAACGGCUUGGCUUACUGGUACCUUCUGGAUCAGGACCAGAAUCUUCUGGUGUACCGAGAGGAACAAGAUGAUGCAGACAGUGAAACAUGGCAGUUGGUCUGCUGCAACCGGGAUGACUUGGCCAAGUUGAUAUCAAAGCUGAAGGAAGAUGGGGACUUAAAGUUUGAUGAUAUUAGUUCAUCUUCUACAAAGAGCAGCAAAGAAGGCAGUCCUGAGGCAGAAGUUAAGGAAGAGCUGAAACAGGAAGAUGAGGAUGGGUCAGAGGUCACGGUCAAAUUGGAGAAGAGUGAGAUCAAGGUCGAAGAUGUCCAGAUCAAACAGGAAGUAAAAGAAGAGCCAGAAAACAAGGAGGAGUCUGCUAAGGAAAGCAAGUCUGUGAAGGAGGAACAAGAAGUGUCAGAAUCUCGGAAGAUGUCAGUAUCAAGCAAAGAAGAUGAGAGUAAAAGCUCUGAAAAAGCUAAGAAAGAACAAGAAGAUGAUGAUUCCAAAUCAAAGGAUCCUGAAGAAUCCAAGAUAGAGAGAGAGAGCAGGAGUGAGCCUGAAGAGAAAGCCCAGGAGAAACAUGGACCAGAUAGGCUAGAGAGGAAGGUAGAUGACACAGGUGGAACAGGACCGUCAGCUUCACCAGACACAAAGAAGGAUUGCAAGGAGUCAAAAGAGCAGAAGAAAAUGCCUUUAGAUAAACAUGACCAAGAUUCUGUAAAUAAGAGUCAGAAAAAAGAGUCAGAAAAAUCUGAUGACAAAUCAGAAGAAAGUAAAACAAAACAAUCCAAAGACAAAGGUGACAAGUCUGAAGAAAAGUCGAGUAGUGUUGUGUUAGAUGAAGAAAAGGGUAAACCUUCAAGUGAUGGACAGAACAAUGAUAUUGAAUCUCCAGAAAGCAGUAGUUCACAAAAGAAGUCAGGAGAGGUGAAAGAAAAAGAAAAAUGUGAGAAAGACUGUCAUCAGAAAUCCGAGAAAUCAGGUAAUCAGGUAGAAACAGCCAAAGCCAAAACAGAAACAGAGGAUAGUACCAAGAUAUCUUGCAAGGGAAUAACAGUGGAAGUAAUAGAAAAUAUCGAAAGUACAGGAAAGAAAGAGGAAAAAAGUAAAGAAGAGGAGAAAACAGAACAAAAGAAAGGGAAGGAGGAAACAAAAGAUGUGAAAGAGGAAACAAAUGGAAAGAAAGACAAAGGAAAUAAAGAGGAAACUGAAAGAGGGGAGGAGGUUAAAGUAGAAGACAAAGAAAAAUGUAAAGAAAAGAAAGAGGAAGCAAAGGAAAAGAUAGAACAAACGAAAGAGAAGGUAGAAGAUGCGAAAGAAAAGACCUGUCAAGAGGAAGAGGAUUCUUCAGAUAAGCAUAAAGACGUAGCCAGCUCAAGAGAAGCAGAAGAAGAACCAGAACCAGUCAAAGGAAAAUUACCGACUAACAAUGACAAAGAAAACAAGACCAAAGAAGAAAGUGUAGAACAAAAGGAAACAGACAGUAAGGCACAAAAAGAGGAAUCAAACAUACAGACUAAAAACUCCGGCAGUUUAGCUUCAGAAGUAAAAGAACAGCAUAAAGAUUCUAGUGUUGAUAGUGACAAAAAGUCUGACUCAAAGAAGUCGGUGAAAUGUGCUAAAACAGACUCCAGUAGUGUAAGCUCAAAAGCACAGGACAAUAUAGAAAAAGAUGGUCAUAAGAAGGCUAAGAAAAAGAAAGCUAAGUCAAAGAAAGGUAAACAUGAUUCUCCCAAAGAGGACAAGGAUAAUAAGGAUGGUUCUGUAAGUGAUAAGGAAGGAAGAACUGUCACAUCCAAAGAUAAUGUUUCUAGAGCCAAACGUGGGUCCAGGAAAGCCAAGAAUACAAAGGGUUCUGAUGAAGAUGAGAAGGAUGAAGAUUCAGAAAAGGAUGAAGACACUAAGGAAGAUAAAAAGGAAGAGUCUAAGAAAAAAAGUGUACCUGAACUAAAACCACGACCAACGCCAACCAGAAGUUCUCGACGAGCCAGGAAGAUGCCAGAUAAAUAUGAAGACUUGGAGAACUUACCUUCACGGCGAUCAGCUAGAAAAAGAACAGUGCCAAAAGAAUCUGAGACAGCAGAAAAUGGUUCAUUGGAUAGUGAAAAUUCUAAGGAUACCCCUGGUAAAACUAAAACAGCUCGGAAACUGAAGGGCGCUAAUGAUGAUUCUGAUACUGAAGAGUAUGAUCAUAAUAAGGAGAAUUCAGUGAAGCAAAAAGGAGGAAGGGGUGUGAAAAGAACAGCUGAUCGUGGCACAAGGGAACCAACUGGAAAGAAAGCAAAACGAGGUGCUUCCAGAAGUCAUGGUACUGCAAGGUCAAGAACAAAGCGAAAAGGAAAUGUGUCUUCGUCAGAGAGUGAUAGUGAAGAUGUUCCUCUUAGUAAGGUGAAAGGAGGUAGAGGUCGAGGAGGAAGAGCAGCCAGAGGGGGUAGUGCUAGGGGGCGGGGCAGAGGUGGAAGAGGGGCAGCAGCAGAUCCUGUUGUCACAAAUGGAGACAAAUCUCAAAAAAAGAAACAAGUGUCAGAAACCAGCAGUGAUGAUUCUGACUACUGCCCAGGAAAGAAGAAGGGCAAAGGCAAGGGCCGAGGUCGAGCAAGAAAAAGGAAGGCUUCUGAUGCUGAGGAUUCUAGUGAAAAUGGGCCCAAGAGGGGCGGGCGGCGCCGAAAGCGCCCCCCAUCUUCUGAUUCAUUUAGUGAUGACCUGUCAGAGUCUUCUGAAGACCUGGUGUUCGGGCCAUCAGGUGAAGAUGAGUUUCAGCAGGAGGAGCUUAACACUGAUGACGAAGACUUCCUAACUCCCAAGGGCAGGAACUAUCAGAGACAGAUUGCCCGAGCAGAGAAAGACAACUUCCAGCCCGGUGCAGAUGAUACUCCAUGCACAAAGUGCAAAAGAUAUGACCAUCCUGAAUGGAUUCUGCUCUGUGAUAAGUGUGACAGUGGGUACCACACUGCCUGUCUCCGACCACCGAUCAUGAUCAUUCCGGAUGGAGACUGGUACUGUCCACCUUGUCAACAUGUCAUGCUGGUGCAGGUUCUACAAGAAAAUCUUCUCAACCUAGAUGUCUCUUUAAAAAAGAGGGAGCGGUUAGUCAGGAGAAAAGAACGUCUAGCCUUUGUAGGUAUCAGCCUGGAUAACAUUCUAAAAGAGGACAAGAAGAGCAACAUCCAGCUGCACAAGGAACGAGAGGAGAGGAUGAUAGCGAUAAUGACGAAGCGAAUCAUGAAGGAGGAGAGGGAAGUCCCUGAUGAAGUGUACUCCAAGAGGUCCUGCCGAUCUCGCCAGUCCAUGAGCUACAGGUUCACCGAGUAUGACAAUCUCAUCAACAGUGCUAUUGGGGAUGACAUCAAGGAGGAAUCGUAUGAAGAUGACAGUUACUCAGAUGAAAGUGUCGGAGGGGGAGGCCGAGGUGGCAAGGACAUGUCCAACAUCACCGGUCGUCCUCCGCCUGUUGUCAACCGGGAAAAGAAAAGCCAGAAGGCCCGUCGGAGGCGCCGUCUCACUCAGCUGGACAGCGAUGAAGAAGGGGAUGAGAGUGAUGAAUACCAGGCUUCCAAAGACUCUGCAUCAGAAAUGAGUUAUGAGGAACCAGUAAGUGAGGUUGAUUCCGAGGCGUCAGACUGGCAGCCACGCACAGGCCGUUUUGGUGUCAGGCAUACCAGAGUACGCACCUCACGUGGAAUCAGGAGGAAGUGGUCACGCUUUGAUGAUGAUUUUGUGGUUGAUGAUGACUACGAUAGUGAUGACAGUGCCAGUAACCGGAGGUCAACACGAGCCUCUUCAAAACGACGGGUCAACUAUCAGGAAUUCAAUUCUGAUGAAUCGGAAGCGGUAGAAUCUCCAAACUCAGAAUCUGAUGACGAUGUAUCUGACAGAGAUUUGUGUUCAGAUGAUUCUGAUAGGAAGUCUAGAAAACCUGUGCGUCGUCGUGAUCAGAUCAGAUGAUAGCGAAGAAGAAGAAGAAAAGCAAAGAAAGAAAAAACACAGACAGUUGAGAAGAAGAAAAUGAAGAAGAAGCGCCCAAAAAUCAAAGACCGAAGUUCUGAAUCAGAGAAAGAUGUUUCAGAUAGUGGAAAGAGCCAAGAGAGCGAGGAGGAAGAAGAAGAGGAGACAGAGAAUGAAAAGAGUGAGGAAGAGUCAUCAGAGGAAGAGAAAAAGAAGUCACAGCGACGACCACAAAGAAAGGCGUCGAACGUUGAUUUCAAAAGUUUCCUCGCAUCAGAGUCUGAAAGUGAUGCAGAAAAAGAAAAAACAGUUGUUGUGAAUACUAAGCGAAAGGUUCGUGGAGGGAAGAAUAUGGAGAAUAUUCUGAAAGCAGGUAGAGAGGAUAGCUGUGAUUUCUCCUCUUACUCUAAACCAGAUGGUGAGUCUGAUGAUAGAACUGAUGAUGGUGAAAGGACUAAUGAUGGGGAAAGUAGUGGUAGAAAGUCCGACCAGGAAAAGAUUGACACAGUGUCGGAAGCCUCCAAAGAUUCUCAAAGUGCACUGGAGGUGAAUGGACAUGACCACCCUGCUGGGGAUGGUAAACCAAAUAAAGAUGUACCCCCACCAGGAUUCUCAAAUGAAGGGGAAAAGUUUAGGUCUCAUGGUAGUGAACCGUUUCCUCACCAGGGUCCCCGAAACUUUCAGUAUCCGUAUGGUGCUCAUCAGAAACAGUAUAUGCAUCCUCAGUAUGGUCCAAUGUCUCAAGGUCUUCCUCCCCACUCACAAAUGAGUUCCCCACCCCAUGGGUCCCCUCAUCACCCGCAGGGGACGCCGCCCCACCCCCAGGGCACCCCUCCACACGGGACGUCCCCUCAUCAUCCUUCCAGUGCAUCUCCCCACCAUCCACCCUCUUUAUCUCCACACCAUGCUCCUAUUGCUUCUCCUCAUCAACCUCAUGGCACCCCACCUCAUCCUCAUGGAAUGCCUCAGCACAAGAUGGGACCACCACCUGUUCCACAAGGUCAGCCAUACCCCCAGGGGCCACCCCUUCCCCACCACAUGGGACCCCCAGUUCCUGGCAUGCCAUUUCGGCCACCUCACCCAGGGUACCAACAAGGCCCACCCCAUCAUGGUGGACCACCUCCCCACUCUCAUCCACCUGGAGGACCACCUCCCCAUUCCCAUCCACCUGGAGGACCACCUUCCCACUCUCAUCCACCGGGAGGACCACCUCCCCACUCUCACCCAGCAGGAGGACCACCUCCCCACUCUCAUCCAGCAGGAGGACCACCUCCCCACUCCCACCCAGCAGGAGGACCACCUCCCCACCCUCAUCCCACAGGGGGGCCACAGUCCCACCCUCAUCCUGCAGGAGGACCAUCACCCCACCCCCAUCCUGGGGGAGGACCACCACGUCCACACCAGUCAGGGGGACCAAUUCCAUCCCAUCCAGGGCCACCACACCCCAGAGGUAUGCACCCUCAUCCAGGACCACCAAUUCCACAUGGCCCACAAAAAACAUCACGGCCCACCUCACCCUCAUGGUCCACCCCCAAGAGGUAUUCCUACUUAUGGCCCUUACCCCCAUUAUGGAGGCCCCCCUGGGUCCUUCCCACCAAAUCAACCCCCUCCAGUGAGACAACACCUUCCACCCACCUCCCAGAGUAACGCCGGUCCACAGGUACCCCAUCCACCACCUUCAUCAACUUCGUCUAGUGGCAGUAGUGGUUUCAUGAUGGACAAUCUGCUACGAGACAAUCGCCAGUACCCUGAAGAGAGACAGUAC